This is a messenger RNA of Aspergillus pseudonomiae, 2322 nucleotides long. RefSeq lists its product as uncharacterized. The transcript has 3 exons. Bases 1 to 2322 code for a protein of 773 amino acids. The record is from RefSeq and is a predicted model, not a curated record. Gene Ontology annotation, molecular function: zinc ion binding; DNA-binding transcription factor activity, RNA polymerase II-specific. Gene Ontology annotation, cellular component: nucleus. Gene Ontology annotation, biological process: positive regulation of transcription by RNA polymerase II; aromatic amino acid catabolic process. NCBI's taxonomy places the organism in Eukaryota, Fungi, Ascomycota, Eurotiomycetes, Eurotiales, Aspergillaceae.
AUGCCUCCCAGCAAUCCGGCCAGGGCACCUGUUGGCCGCGGCAAGACGUAUAAACGCGGUUAUGUGGCUUGUGUGAGUUGCCGCGCUCGCAAGGUCCGAUGUAUUCUUGGUGAUGAGCCACCGUGUGCUAAAUGCGAGCGGGAACAUCGCGAAUGUGUGUUUGAGACGAGCCGAAAGGCGGGGAAACACCGACAGGCUCCAAGAUGGUCACUAGUACAGGAUCAUGUCCCAGAGAGCUCGCAUGGACAGAGCGUCCAGGAGCGACUGUUACACACUUGGCACCAGGACGCAGAUAGGACACCAAGGGUGUUAUCGAGUCCCGUAUCUGAAUCGGACCCACUUCAGGUAACAGAUUCUGACACCCAUGGGAACCCAUCCUUGUCUGGCCGAGUAAUGGCGACAAUUUUGGCGCGACCCAGCGAUGCGUUGGAUGUGCUGUUCGAUGCUGCUCGGCCCGAUAUAGGCGAAUCGCCAUCGUCCCAGACAAGGGAACAGGGAGGUACGACCACAAACAAGACCCAAAUAGUUGUCUCUGCAAGCGGGCUAGUCUCGGUCUUCGGUCUAUCACACCCUAGCGAAUCUGUCCUGGACCUGUGGGACAGGUGUCGAUUUGUACGGCAAGGAUGGUUCACGGCGCAAGAAGCUGUAACGUACAUAGACUUGUUCUAUAAAUAUCUGGCACCUCUUUCUCCUGUCCCUACAGUGGCAUAUCGUGAUCAUAAAAACCAUGAGCAGUUGAUAGUUGAGGAGCCCAUGCUCUGCUGCACUAUGUUAAUGAUAGCUUCACGGUAUUUUGUUUUACCGGGAGCUGGUGGAAUCUCUCGGAGCCAUUUUAUUCACCACCGGUUAUGGCAGUACUGUGAACUGUUAAUCCGCCGUAUUAUGUUCGGGCAGGAAAAGUACUCUACCGCCAAAACCAGGAUUGUUGGGUCAAUUGAAAGUCUUAUUUUGAUCUCGGACUGGAAUCCACGAUCUGUUCAUUUCCCGCCUGAGACAGAGGGCUGGGACGGCGAGCUGAUCUCACCGGCAUACGACCGCCAGAAUCGACUUCAAACAAAUGAAGACGCUCCCCUUGUUAGAUGGCGUGAGGAUGUGUUUGAGCCUGCAAAGCGAUCGGAGCGCAUGUCGUGGAUGCUGCUUGGUGCCGCGGUCACUCUUGGUUACGAACUGGGUGUAUUCGCCGACGGGUACUCCACUACUCCCCUGUUGGCCAACUCUCAGACGGUUCGAGUGCAUCGAGCCCGGAAGUUGCUCUACAGCUAUGUUACCCAGAUGGCUGUUAGGAUGGGCUGCCCCUCCCCUAUCCCAGACAAUAUCCUCUUCGCCCCGGACCCAUCGCAAGGAAAUACAACGGAACUCAUAAAUAGGCAAUGGGAGGUGUAUAUGAAGUCAUGGACGGAAUUGACUCGUCUGAUGAAAACAGCAUCCGCCAUGUUCUUCCAGUCAAUUUCUCAUGUAAAACAGCAGUUAUCAUCCGGUCACUACAGUACUCUCUUACAACAUUUUGCGCCGUCUUUAGCUCGAUGGCAUGAUGAGCUUGAGAAGUCCACCGAUACACACAAAUCCCUUAGGCCAUUGUUAUUAAUCGAAUACCAUCACCUCAGAGCGUACACCAGUGCCCUCGCCAUUCAAGCUGUGGUCGAAAGGGCUGUUGCAAGGGGGGUUAGCUGGAUUGGGGAUACCAGCCGCGAAUCUCUCGAUGGAUGCGUUCUACCUCACGACCAAGAUUUUAUUCGUGAUGUUAUUCUGAGUAGCAGUAAAGUUCUGGAGAUUGCCACUGAUAUGGCAACCAAAGGCAUGUUGCGAUACGCGCCACUCCGAACUCUCGUGUGUGUCACCUCUUCAUCAGUCUAUCUCCUCAAGGCCAUAAGCCUUGGGGCGCACCAUACUGAUCUACAGGCCUCUCUCCAUACGUUAGAUCAAUGCAUCUCAGCUUUGCGGUCGUCCGGUACAGACGACAUGGACUUUUCACUGCGCUACGCGACACUGAUAGAGAAACACGUCGAUCGCUUUCGGGCGAAUUUUAUCUCUGACCAUGUCAUGACUAUGCAUCCAGAUCACCGUCGCUAUAACGCACAAACACCAGAGUCCUUGACACAAGCACAGCCGCGGGAGCAGCCUCUUAUGCACGAUGCGCCCAGCAGCUACUCAGCCCAACAGUCUACCGAUGCUCUUGUCAUGCCGGAGAUGAAUUCAUGGUGGGCUCAGCCGUUCGACCCGAAUAUUGCGCCGUUUAAUUUCAACGGCGAGGGUGUCUCUAUAGGAUUGGAGUUGGAUUCGUUAGAUUUCUUGUUGAAUUUACCGCAGGUGGGAGGCGAGUGA